AUGUGGGAGCUCUGGGCGUUGGUGGCUGUGGGAGCGGUGGUGGUCGCGAUCCUCUUCGUCGUGGUCACAAGCUCCAAGAGUGCGAACGAGGCCUCGCACCCCGUUGUGCACAAGCGAUGGACUCCUUCCCACGUCGCGACCCAGAAGACCGGUCGCAGGUAUCUGGUCAUUGGCGGCCACGGCUUCCUGGGGUCGCACAUUGUGGAGGCCCUGCUGGCACGCGGCGAGAAGGACAUCUGGGUGUUCGACGCUUCGCCUUCGCCUCUCUUCGAAGACGAGCGCAAGGUCAACUUCAUCCGCGGUGACAUCCUGAACAAGGACCACCUGCUCAACGCCUGCUACGGCCGCGAUGUCGUGUUCCACACUGCUGCGCUCGUCAACUACUGGUCACGCUUGAAGCACGACUACGACAAGAUCUACAAGGUCAACUACGUGGGCACCAAGAACGUGAUCGAGGCGUGCCGCACGGCGUCUGUCAAGAAGUUGAUCUACUCGUCCACCGCCUCCAUGUUCGUCACCGCUGAGACGCUGAAGAAGCCCAUCCGGGACCAGAGGGAAGACACCCUGCUCUACCCCGAGGAGCCCCUGUGCCACUACACCCACACCAAGAUGCUCGCCGAGAAGUUGGUGUUGGCUUCCAACGGCUACAGUGGCGUUCUCACCGCGGCCAUCCGACCCAACGGCAUCUACGGCCCACGUGACGCACUCAUCGGCGGGGUCAUCGCCACCGGAGCGCCCGGCAUCGGUCACGUCAACAACAAGCAGGACUACGUCUACGUCGAGAAUCUGGUCCACGGCUUCCUCAAGCUCGAGGAGAGCCUCGCGCCGGGCUCGCCCGCCGCCGGCAAGGCCUACUUCAUCACCGACAACGAGCCCCUGGGCUACUUCGACUUCAACUCCAAGUUCAGCGGCUACUUCGGCAACGAGUUCAAGCUUCUCCCGCGACUCGUGCCCAUCGUCCUGUCCUACGUCGUGGAGACCAUCGCCUGGCUGUCCAAGGGGAGGAUCCCGCUGGGUCAGCUGCAGAUCCUCACGCCCCCCACGAUCGUGAUUGCGAGCUCGGAGUACUACUUCUCCACGGAGAAGGCCCAGAAGGACCUCGGCUGGAAGCCGCUGUUCACGGUCGACGAGGGCAUGAAGAACACGGCCGAGUACUUUAAGUCGCUCAAGGAGGAGAACCGGAUACGAGAGGGCAAGAAGGAGGGCAAGAAGAACAAGUAG
Messenger RNA from Acanthamoeba castellanii str. Neff, 1221 nucleotides. RefSeq names its product 3beta hydroxysteroid dehydrogenase/isomerase family protein. The record is from RefSeq and is a predicted model, not a curated record. NCBI's taxonomy places the organism in Eukaryota, Discosea, Longamoebia, Acanthamoebidae. The transcript has 9 exons. Gene Ontology annotation, biological process: steroid biosynthetic process. Gene Ontology annotation, molecular function: 3-beta-hydroxy-Delta5-steroid dehydrogenase (NAD+) activity. The coding region runs from base 1 to 1221 and encodes 406 amino acids.